Parnassius mnemosyne (clouded apollo) is the source of this 204-nucleotide messenger RNA. NCBI's taxonomy places the organism in Eukaryota, Metazoa, Arthropoda, Insecta, Lepidoptera, Papilionidae. The record is from the annotation of a GenBank genome assembly.
AUGAACAUAGAUAAAUAUAUAUGUAGUAAUGAAUCAGUGCAAGUUGUGACCAGUUUACGGCAUGCAGAAAUCAUGGCGACUUUCACAAAAAAAUGGAGCAGGCCGUUAUCGACCAAUGAAAUAGUUGAUAUUGUUCAUAAUUUGGAUUCGGACGAUGAAGCGACAGGUAUAGACAUUUAUAUUGAUCCCCCGGAUAUGGAUUAG